AUGGUCCGCUUUGACUUCUUGGGCUGGUUGGCCCUUUCAUUCCUCUCGUCUGCUUUCGCAGCCGACGUCUUCCCUGACUGCACCAGCGGCCCUCUCAGCAAGCUGGCUAUCUGCGACACCUCGCGCGACCCCGUCGCCCGUGCUCGGUCCCUCGUGGCUGCUAUGACGCUAGAGGAGAAGAUCAAUAACACUCGAUUUGACUCUCCCGGUCUUCCUCGUUUGGGACUGCCGGCUUACAACUGGUGGAGCGAGGCCUUGCACGGCGUCGCCAGGUCUCGCGGAGUGCACUUCGCCGAUAGCGGAGAGGAUUUCAGCUAUGCCACAUCGUUCCCAGCUCCUAUUGGCCUGGGCUCCGCGUUUGACGAUGAGCUCGUCAAGCAGGUCGCUACCGUGAUCAGCACCGAGGCUAGGGCCUUCGGCAACACGGGUCACGGCGGCCUGGACUACUGGACGCCCAACAUCAACCCGUUCAAGGAUCCCCGAUGGGGUCGCGGGCAGGAAACUCCUGGCGAAGACGCGCUGCACACCGCGCGUUAUGUCUACCAUCUCAUCGAUGGCCUCCAGGGCGGCAUCGGACCGGCUCAUCCCAAGAUCGUGGCGACCUGCAAGCACUUCGCCGCCUACGACCUGGAAGACUGGGACGGCAUUGAGCGCUACGCCUUCGAUGCUAUCGUCUCUUCACAGGAUCUGGCUGAGUAUUAUUUCCCGCCAUUCAAGACCUGCACGCGCGAUGCCAAAGUCGAUGCCGUCAUGUGCAGCUACAACUCGCUGAAUGGGAUUCCGACUUGCGCCGACCCAUGGCUCCUACAGACCCUGCUGCGCGAGCACUGGCAGUGGGAAGCUCCCGGACACUGGGUGACAGGUGACUGCGGUGCGAUCCAGAACAUCUACGCGGAUCAUCACUACGCCGCGGACGGAGCGCACGCCGCUGCCGCCGCAAUCAAAGCUGGCACUGACCUUGACUGUGGAGAUGUGUUUCCUCGAUUCCUAGGUGAGGCCGCGGAGCAAGGGCUGUUCUCCAACCGUACGUUGGACCGCGCCCUGACGCGACUGUAUUCGUCGCUUGUCAAGCUGGGUUACUUUGAUCCCGCCGACGAUCAGCCCUACCGAUCCCUGGGGUGGAAGGACGUGUCCACGACGCAGGCGGAACAACUCGCCUACACGGCCACAGUAGAGGGUCUUGUCCUGCUGAAGAACGAAAAAACCCUGCCGCUGAAGAAAAACGGCACCGUCGCGCUCAUCGGCCCCUACGCCAACGCUACUACCCAGAUGUUGGGCAAUUACUAUGGUUUCCCCAAGUACCUUCGCACACUCCUCUGGGGUGCCUCCAACGCGGGAUUCAAAGUCCGCUAUGCUCCCGGGACGGAUAUCGACUCUGACAGCACCGAGGGCUUCGAUGAUGCCCUCUCCGCCGCCAACGAUGCAGACGUCAUCAUCUACGCCGGCGGGAUCGACAACGACAUCGAAGCGGAGUCCAAGGACCGCACGACCAUUGUCUGGCCCGGCAACCAACUUGAUCUCAUCGACCAGCUGGCGGACGUGGGAAAGCCACUCGUGGUCGUCCAGUUCGGCGGCGGCCAGGUCGACGACUCCUCGCUUCUGGAGAACGACGGCGUCGGCGCUCUCCUCUGGGCCGGAUAUCCCGGCCAGGCCGCCGGCGCUGCCAUCUUCGACGUCUUGACCGGCAAGGUCGCGCCCGCUGGCCGUCUACCGGUAACGCAGUAUCCGGCAAGCUAUGUCGACGAAGUCCCUAUGACCGAUAUGUCGUUGCGUCCUGGGUCAGGAAACCCCGGCCGGACGUAUCGAUGGUAUGAUGAGGCCGUGCUCCCGUUCGGAUACGGCCUCCAUUAUACCACCUUUGAUGUAUCGUGGGGCAAGUCAUCUGGGUCAUACGAUACCGCGACGUUGGCGAAGUCAGGAACAAACGCCUCGGACACAUCAAUCCUGGAUACGUUCAGUCUCACGGUAAAAAACACCGGCAAGGUCACCUCGGACUAUGUCGCGCUUGUCUUCUUGACGGGCGACGUCGGACCCAAGCCAUAUCCCAUCAAAACGUUGGUAGGAUAUAAACGUGCAAAACAGAUCAAGCCCGGACAGAGCCAGACGGUCAAGGUCGAGGUGACUGUCGGCGCGGUGGCGCGUUAUGCUACGAAUGGCGACCAAGUCCUGUAUGCUGGGGAGUAUGAGCUGCAUAUCGAUAAUGGGAAGGAAGGUACGCUUUCGUUCGUGGUGAAAGGAGAGGACAAGCUGUUGGAUGCAUUCCCUCAGCCCGAUGGCAAUCGGACUUCAAUUACACUACAUUAA
This is a messenger RNA of Aspergillus affinis, 2304 nucleotides long. RefSeq names its product putative beta-xylosidase (gene bxlB). Gene Ontology annotation, cellular component: plant-type cell wall. The transcript has a single exon. The record is from RefSeq and is a predicted model, not a curated record. Gene Ontology annotation, molecular function: xylan 1,4-beta-xylosidase activity; alpha-L-arabinofuranosidase activity. The coding region runs from base 1 to 2304 and encodes 767 amino acids. Gene Ontology annotation, biological process: xylan catabolic process; arabinan catabolic process. Lineage: Eukaryota; Fungi; Ascomycota; Eurotiomycetes; Eurotiales; Aspergillaceae.